Molecule: messenger RNA, 1423 nt
Organism: Pseudomyrmex gracilis
Lineage: Eukaryota; Metazoa; Arthropoda; Insecta; Hymenoptera; Formicidae
Gene: Kr-h2
Product: Krueppel homolog 2
Exons: 6
Coding region: 262-1026 (254 amino acids)
Biological process (GO): membrane organization; endoplasmic reticulum tubular network organization
Cellular component (GO): membrane; endoplasmic reticulum
Source: RefSeq, a predicted model, not a curated record
UUGUAAAUUCCUAUUAUUUGGCUUUUAUUCGCUAGAUGGUUUCGUACUGUUGCCUUUGUGGAAAAAUAAAUGUCUCUCUCUGUCAAUGUUGCGAGAGUCCUGAGGCUUCGCGGUUCCACUUGUUAAGACACGUAGAUGCCACGAAUAGGUGGAACUUCGCGGUAGUUUUUACAAGUGUGCGUUCUGAAAAGUGUACUGACGUGUAGUGACGCGAAGUUGUUGUAUCCUGUGCGACGUGCGAAGCAAACGUAAAAUUACACUAUGGCGGAAGACAUGAGCAGUGGUUCAAGCGACUCGUCACCACAAGUCGAAAGAGGAUGGCUUGCCUUGAAACAACAUAUAACGGAAAACAAAAUUAAAUUCGGUUUAUGGGUCACAAGACUUUUCACCAUCAUAUUCACACUUGGUUACGUAAUUCCUAUAUUUGGCAAUCCUUACAACAUAUACUAUAAGGCAUUAAUGAAUAAUGCAGCUACCAGUGCUUUACGUCUUCACCAAAGGGUACCUCGUGUUCAACUCACUAGGCAAUUUUUAGAGACAUUAUUAUUGGAAGAUUCGUGCCACUACUUGUUUUACUCGUUCAUUUUUUUCUAUGGGGCGCCAGUUACACUGGUGCUCACACCAGUUUUCUUGUUUGCUAUUAUGCACUUCGCCAGUUACUCUCUCACGUUGCUAGAUUGUUUAGGUCACAAUAGUUGGUGGGGUGCCCGACUGUUAAUAUCUCUGGUGGAAUUUCAAUCGCGAAACAUCCUUCGGCUUAUUGCUUUAUCUGAGAUUAUUAUCUUGCCGUUCACGGCUGUUCUGGUAUUCACAGGACGCGUCGGUUUGCUGACGCCGUUCAUCUAUUUUCAGUUCUUGAAACUGCGUCUCGCGUCGCAAAGGAAUCCAUUUACACGCAAUGUAUUCUACGAGCUCAGAAACGGAUUGAGCUCGGUUUCGAAGAAACAAGGAGUACCGGAUAUUGUUCGAAGAAUGAUCGAAGUUCUGCUCACUCUCACCCAACAAAUGGCACCCAUGCGCCAAUAAUAUAUUCACGAUAAUUAAGUUUAAGUUCUUUCUCAUUUUUUCUUAAGACAGAUCUCCUAGGGUUCUAGGGUCCACACAGUGACACUUUCAUAAAUUCGUAUUAGCGCAAAAGAUGUGAGUGCCGAUGUCAAAAUUUAUUAUUAAAUACGCAAUAAGUUUUUUGAAUAUCUGUGACAAGAAGGUAUCAAAGUGUAUGUGGAUGGUGUUUCUUAUAUUACUAAUUAUAUAUACUCAUUUGUAUGGCAAAAAUCUGCAGCGAAACUCGUAAUCUUGCAUUCGAUCGCAAUUCACAAAAGGUUUAAAAGAUUUUUUACAAGUCGUUUAGGAUAUUUGGUUGUCUAUUUUUCAGAAUACUUCGAGUCUCGUUAGAUUUAAGAAAAAAAAAAAAAAAAAAAAA